AGUGUUAGCCGACUAGCCGUUAGCUUAGCAAUGAGCCAACCGUUAACGGUUAAAGUAACGGUCAUUUCUCAUAAAUAAAUUUAAAAAACGCGAUUUUAAGCUUUUAAAAUUCUUACAUCACAGCUAAAAUAAUUAAUUGUAUAUAUCAUCUCUUUUAAUUUAAUUCUCGUGACACUGUUGCUGUCAUUCGCAGAACGCCUCUUCCCCGGCGCAUCAGCCAAUCAAAUCUCUUAGGAUCUGGAUUGACUGAACUCGCAGCCAAUAGUGACCCCCGGCUACAAAUAUGACGGCUCUCUCUUUCCCCGGCGCAUCAGCCAAUCAACUCUCUUAGAAUCUUGAUUGACUGAACUGGCAGCCAAUAGCGACCCCCCCAGCUACAAAUAUGACGGCUCCCUCGCUCUCUCUCUCUUUCCGGCGCAGUUCGCUGGGGGAUGCUGAUGCUGAGGAGCUUCGCAUUGAUCUGUAGCAUCACCAGAAACAGUGUUUAUCGCCAUGUUGUAUUGUCUGAGGCUGCACCACUGGGUUGACUUAUGCCUGCUGUUGUUUCUAGUAGCGGGUCUGCAGCAGGUGGAAGCAGCAGCAGCCGGCACCGCGGAGAUGAUCGACCUCAACUGGAAGCCGUUCAUCUACGGAGGGAUGGCCUCGAUUGUCGCAGAAUUCGGGACCUUUCCCAUUGACCUGACAAAGACUCGCUUACAGGUCCAGGGUCAGUCCCAGUACACGGAGGUGCGCUACAGAGGCAUGUUCCACGCCCUCUUCAAGAUCGGCAAGGAGGAGGGCAUCCGAGCGCUCUACUCUGGGAUUUCUCCGGCUCUGUUGAGACAAGCUUCUUACGGGACGAUCAAGAUCGGAACCUACAACUCUCUGAAGAGGCUGUUUGUGAUUCAUCCAGAAGAUGAGACGAUAGUGAUCAACGUGUUCUGCGGCGUCGUGUCGGGAGUUCUUUCCUCUUCCCUGGCAAACCCCACAGACGUCCUCAAGAUCAGAAUGCAGGCUCAGGGCAGUUUGCUCCAAGGCAGCAUGAUGUCCAACUUCAUGAACAUCUACCAGACUGAGGGAACCAGAGGGCUGUGGAGGGGUGUCAUCCCCACAGCACAGAGAGCAGCCAUUGUUGUCGGGGUGGAGCUUCCUGUCUAUGACAUCACAAAGAAGCACCUCCUUCACUCGGGCCAAAUGGGAGACACUAUUUUGACACAUUUUAUUUCUAGUUUCACGUGUGGUUUGGCCGGAGCGCUGGCCUCCAACCCUGUGGACGUGGUCCGGACCCGCAUGAUGAACCAGCGGGUUCUGUCGGGAGCCCCCAUGUAUAAGGGAACGCUGGACGGACUGACGCAGACGUGGAAGAACGAGGGCUUCUUCGCCCUCUACAAGGGAUUCUGGCCCAACUGGCUGCGGCUGGGACCGUGGAACAUCAUCUUCUUCAUCACAUUCGAGCAGCUGAAGAAGUUCACGCUCUAAGCGGAGCAGGAAGUGACAUCACUGGACUGAACAGAGCAGGAAGUGACCUCACUGGACUGAACGGAGCAGGAAGUGACCUCACUGGACUGUUGUUGGGUCAGAAGGUGUGAGCUCAUUCAAACCAAUGAUGCAACACUAUGUUUGGUCAUGUCCCCCCAUGCUCAUCCAAAUCGUAUGUUUCUCACUCUCUUUGUUUGUUUGUUUGUUUCUUCACGAUGUGUUUUUAUUUAUUGUCACUUUGUUGUGUUUAUUCGUACUGUUGCUAUGGUGAUCUCUGUCACCAUCAGACACUCCACCCGGCAGCUCAACGUUCUGUAGCAGAGACUGAAGAUGACAGACUUUUGGUGGAUUUGGUGAACUUUUGCAUUUAUUAUUAUUAUUAUUAUUAUUAUUAUUAUUAUUUUUAAACAGACACUUGUGAUUGUUUCUUCUUCACAGAUCUGGUAAAAAAACAUUUAAUUUCUUUAAUAAGCGUUGCAGAAUGUCUACGCCUAGUUUUAAAGACGGUAACGUGAUAUUGUCACGUGAAUGACGUGUAUGAACGCAGCAUUUUGUCGGGUUAAACGGCGACACAUUGACCGUUACAGGAAGCUACUGAACUGAGAGAAUUACGACUUUGGGGAUUAACGGUUAAUCUCCGAAUGGAAAAUGUACAACAGCGUGUUGAGGAAUAAAAAAUAAAUAAAGUACGAAGCUGGAGGAGAAACAACUCUGAUAUGAAGUCACACAUUUUUGAACUUCGUCGCUCCUCAAGUAGCUUUUUUAUGCUCGUGUUCUUUCAUCAACAGAAAUAGAUAAAUACUAAUUUGAUAAAUAUUUUUGGUUUACCGGCACCAUCUGUGCUGUGAGGUUCAGCUAAAGUUCUGUUGUUCAUUGACUAAAUUAAAACGCAUAUUUAUUUUUUGUAAAUUCUGAGAAGAUUAAAGUUUUUUCUCGUAGAUUUUAAUCUCAAGAGAAUUGUGUAAUUUAUUUUAUUUUUUAUUUCCUAUAAUGGGUUCUCAUGGGUUCUACACGUUCUUCUUUUGUACAUCUAGGUGUAAAGAAAAGGUUCCUCCAAAAUGCAGUUUUAAUCUUGAGAUGGGUCGAACACUUUGUGAGUUUUGUUCUGUUUAUGAUUUCUUCUGAACAUCUGUGACUUAAAGUUUUACUUGAAACGAGUUUUAACGAGCCUCUUCUUCAUCACACAACCAAAAGGUGUUCUUCCUCUUCUUCUUCAGUCCACAUCAAUCGCUCCUUUUACCUUUUUAUUGUUUCUAUAGAUGCGUUUCUUUUAUUCUCCUCCAGUCUGCAGCUUUGGAGGCUCGUCUCCCGUCGAGGUGGAAGUUGUUUCUCCGUGUUCUUGCUGCUUUGAGGUGAAUAGAAAGAAUCAGCUGAUGUGAACAGGAAAGUUCAAAAGAAGCCAAAAACGUGUUUCUACCAAGCUGCUGACGUCUUCAGGAGAUUUAAAUUCAUAACACACAAUAAGUUAAGUUUUAAAUGUUUUCUGUGAACACGUAUCCGAACACAUGCUUCUUAUCAUUUGUGAAUAUUUAUUUGUUUGACGUCGCUCUUCAUCCACCAGCAUCACCAAAACAUUGUCAUGCUUCAUUUAAGUAUUUCUGUUUGUUCUGGAAUCUGAAGGUUUUUAUUUCGUCAACCUUAUUUUUUAUAGUUUGUCUUCAGAUAAAAUUCCUAAAAUCAUCUUGUGACUGAGAAAAGUCUUCUUUCUUCUGUUGUAGCGCGUAGUGUGGUUGAGGCUUAAAAGUUAUUUCAAAACAAACCUGUUACAGCUUUACGUAGUUUUUUUACAUAAUGUCGCUCCUCUGAUGAAAUGUUCACAAAAAAGGAUUGCGCUGCUUUUUUUACGGCCGCUAAAACUCUAAAUUAACCAAUUUUAAGGACUUUAAGUUUGAUAAGAGAUGUUUGUAAGAACAAGAUUAGAAGGAGUCAGUGACGUAUAAUCAAGUGUCAUCUGCAUAUAUAUAGUUCAUAUGUGGUGAGUAGAAAGAGACUAGAGCCUUGUUGUGUAUCUACAGUCCCCUUUUCUUAUAAAAUGUUAAUACGACAUUUCAGACGCAGCCAAAAGACUCCCAACAGAAAAACAAUUCUUUAGUUUUCACUCAUAUAAAUCAACCAGUGGACUGAAAUCUAUUUCCUUCACUUAUUUACCAGAUAAUCAAAUCCCUUCACCAUUAGUUUAUGUCCCCUGUGAACAUUUUGAGCUCUGAUUUAGCGUCUCAGACUGAGCACAGCGUCACUGAUGGAGAGUUUGCUCAGUUGAAAGCUCCAGAAAGUGGCCCUUGAGUCACGAUUAUUGUCAGGAGAGCGUAAUAUAAUAAACAGUUUGGUGUGUGCCGCGUAAUCAGGGUUUUAAACUGUCGAUGUUCUUCUGUUGUUUAACAGUAGCUGUAGUUUGAAACGUGUCUGACUUCUCUUUUCUGUGCCUGAAUCAAGUUUGAAGUUUUUUAGUCUCACGUUGAACGAAACUGAUCAAUUCAACACGAUAUUUAUUGACUUAUUGAUUUCAUAUCGACGUCAUUCCUCCAGACCUCACUCUGACAACUCUGCUACAUUUAGUUUAAUAUUUUAUAAAUGAGUCCUUCAUUUAGUUUUUGAAGUUGUUCGUGUUUUGUCCCACUUUUAUGAAGUUCUUUCUGAUUUUAAAACGAUAUAAUAUAACGUACAUUUUCUCUUGACUUCUUUUGCACUUUGGUGAGUCGCUGCUGUCUGUAACCUUCAUGCUUUAUUGUUAUAUUCUAUGGUGGGACCUCUUUCAGUGUUUUUUAGUUUAUUUCCUUUUGGUUUCGGCUUUCUAUCGAUUCAAUGUUCACUCAAAUAAAAUAUAUGCUUUAAAUGUU
Messenger RNA from Anarrhichthys ocellatus (wolf-eel), 4295 nucleotides. RefSeq names its product solute carrier family 25 member 14 (gene slc25a14). The record is from RefSeq and is a predicted model, not a curated record. Lineage: Eukaryota; Metazoa; Chordata; Actinopteri; Perciformes; Anarhichadidae. The transcript has 8 exons. The coding region runs from base 493 to 1458 and encodes 321 amino acids. Gene Ontology annotation, biological process: transmembrane transport.